Molecule: messenger RNA, 1876 nt
Organism: Bactrocera oleae (olive fruit fly)
Lineage: Eukaryota; Metazoa; Arthropoda; Insecta; Diptera; Tephritidae
Cellular component (GO): chitin-based extracellular matrix
Molecular function (GO): structural constituent of chitin-based larval cuticle
Source: RefSeq, a predicted model, not a curated record
CGCAUCAAAGCGGAGCUUUUAGACAAUUUUCCAGUCAAAGGCGUACAAAAAGCUCACUUCCAAGCAACAAUUUAUAUAUACAUAUAUGCUUGUUUGUGUGUUUGUGCGCAGAAAACAGCUGCUGAUUUGAUUGUUUCUCCUUCCGCGCUGCAUUACAGCCGUUACAAUUGUUGUUUUUGCUGCGGCGCCACAAGCCAUAAGCGUUCGGUAUAAAAACGAAAUGGAAGCGUGCGGCAUAAAGCAUUUGACAAGCGAGUUUCAACGAAACGGUUAUCAACACCACGAGCCCGAAAGUAAACGCACAGCCACAAAGAAACUGUUGAACAUUUGAGCAAACGAAAGAAGUGAAAGACAAAUCAAGUGAUAAUAUAAAAGCGCUAUAAAUUUUAUUUCACUUUGCGUGUGUGUGUGUGGUGGUGGUGUGUUGCCAAUUACUUGUGUUGGUGUGCGCCUGCGCAUUAGAACCGGAAGUGCUUACUUUGAAGACGAAUAAAAGUUUAAUAAUUAAAACAAAACAAAAACUUGUCAAGCACAUUGCAAACCGCAAACAACAACAACAAAUAAUUGUAAAUAACCAACAGCGGAUUUGGAGUUAUACUUGGCGCGUGCAAAUAUGCAAGUGCAACAUUUUGUGCUCGCCAGCUGUUUGGCCAUAACCUCGCUGCUGCUAGUCGUUCAAGCACAGGGACCAUUUCCGCCAAGAUUGAGCAUACCAGGCGCUGUGCCCGUGGUUGGGCCUGCAGUUGCACCGCGCCCACAAUUUCGCAAUGAUAAGCCGGUACGCGUACGUCGUCCAAUCGCUUUGCGUGCACAAAACUCCUACAUACCGUCGGUAGCGCCGCGCAUACAAGAGGAAUCCAAACCUGUAACCGAAUCGGCUGAAGAUGAACAACCAGAUGUCUUCUUGCCACAACUGUUGCGCGAACAGCAAUUGGUGCAGGCGCAGCAGGCACAAUUUCAACAGCAAGCGAAUGCUUUCCUCAACGGUGAGGUGAAUACCAUACAUGAUACGCCCUCAUUGCCACAAUUGUUGCAAGAUGAUGAGCAUAUAUUGGCGCCAUCACCACAACCUGCUUUGCCAUCAACGCGCUUUACUGAGCGACCAACACCCACUGCACCUCUAGCAGCAACAACGUCCAACAAUCGGCCCGCUUUCAAUGAUUACGGUAUUGGUAGCUUUGGUGCGCAACGUUUUGGUUUGGAGCGGCCACAACAGAGUGCACCUGCACCGGCUCCUUUGCCACAACAGGCACCACAGCGUGUCAAUGUUAUACGCACACGUCCACAAGUGCGUGAAUCACGUCCACAAUAUGAGGCGCAAUCAGCACCACAACCAGCUCCGGCACCUGUGCGCUCUCGUCCACGUCCAGCACCAGCCCGUCCGGCGAUUGAAUAUAAUCAAGUGCAACAAGAGGAACGUGAGCAGCCACAACAGCGUCGCCAACGUCCCGUCGCGCAAACAAUACGCAAAUGGCGUGAGGAGAACGAGGACGGCAGCAUUACUUGGGGUUAUGAGAAUGAUGAUGGCUCAUUCAAGGAGGAAAUCAUAGGCACAGACUGCGUCACAAAGGGCACAUACGGCUACAUUGAUCCCGAUGGUAACAAACGUGAAUACCACUAUGAGACCGGCAUCAAAUGUGAUCCCAACACACGUGAAACAGAGGAAGAGCUACAACAAAAUGCUUUCAUUAAUUACGAACAGAAUACAGCUGUAUUGCCAAAUGGCAUUGAGAUCGACAUGACACAGAUCGGCAAGAAGAAAUCCAGACGGCCGAAUUCCAUCUAUAGAAAUUAGCAUUUUAAAACAUACAAUAUACAUACAUAUAAAAUGAUAAUAUUUAAGCUAUCAAAAAUAUAUCAAUAUUUACAACUUUAA